Molecule: messenger RNA, 2809 nt
Organism: Drosophila biarmipes
Lineage: Eukaryota; Metazoa; Arthropoda; Insecta; Diptera; Drosophilidae
Product: serine/arginine repetitive matrix protein 2
Exons: 4
Coding region: 776-2719 (647 amino acids)
Source: RefSeq, a predicted model, not a curated record
GGUGCUGCGCACGAAGGUUAGGUGAACGCCCAGGUUGCGGUGCACAGCGGAGCAGUCGAUGCAAAUGAAGAUGCCGUAUGUGACGGAGGACCAAGUGGGCGCCUUGGCCGCGCAGUCGAAGCAGGACUGUGGAGGACGGGAAAUAAGACCAUUAUUUUAUGAGGGUCCAGUGUCGAAGCAGGACUGCGGAGGACGGGAAGUAAGGUGAGCGGGGUGCCUCACUAGUCAAGGGCGACCUGGCGAAAGUAGGGCACUCACUUUGUUCGCUGGCUGGGCACGAAGGCGACUGAAUACCGACUCGAUCUCCUGCUUAGAAGGUCCUGCAGCUGGAUCGGCCAUGGCUUAAGGUUCAGACUUGAAUUUCUAACUUGGAACACGAAUAAUAAAAUACUGUUUUGAAUUUACGGUCACACUGGCCUUAAUAAAAAGAGUCAAGGACCAAUCACGGUUGGUUUAGUGCUUAUAUGUACGUAAGAAACAUAACGGGCUUUGGUUGGAAAAGAUUUCUGUGACUCCCCCGGGAGAAGCGAUCUUGGUGGGUUCAUCCGGAUUUGGCCCACUAUCUCAAGGACGAUGUUCAACAGAUCUCUUUUAGACAUUUUCCGGCUUACAUGCCAGUGAACGGGACCUAAAUUCCUAAGGAAUUCGAUAGAACCUAUCGCAAAUUACCGCCAAGAGAUUCGAUAAUUAUGUAACGCAAUCGAGUAUCUACAUCUAUAGAAUUCACUAACGCCAAUGCUGGACAAACACAUUAUUUCAAACCGAUUUCAAAAUAAUGAAAACAAGAAGUGGCAAGGCACUUACCUCUUCUGGUCGGGAUUUUGACUCCAGGCCCCGGAAAGCAGGCAGGCCUUCGUGCACGCCACAGCGCCUCGAAAAAAAUAAUCGCAUGGAGCCCUUCCAGGAUAUCUCGGAAACCUCAAAUCAAUGUGUCCAGGGCCUGAGGCCGUUAGAAGGUCACACGGAAUCCACCGAAGAAAGGGAGCAAGAUGCGGUGCUGGAGGGAAUUCACAUCAAGAGCGAGCCUAUUUGCGAAGACAUAUGGGAUGUUCUAGACGAGCUUGGGGAUAUACUAGAUGAGGCUGAGGAGCAAGCCGACAUGAUGGCCAAGGAGACGGAGGCUGAUUUGUUGGAGGAAGAGCACGCCGAGUCAAAUGACUAUGGAGGUCCAUUGAUCCCGCCACCGCCGCCGUCCAUCUCACUCACCGAUGACCUUUCCUUGUACACCAGAAGAUCACGACCCUACAACGAAACAUCCCCUGUUAGCUUUGUUGAAUCCUUGCAAGAGUCGGGAGAAAUAUCCUCCAGUGAAUUGUCCGCCAAAAGUAUUAAUUCGCCUGAGAUUCCCCUAGAGUUCAGAUGCAGUCCAGAAGAGAACCCCGAACGUUGCAGGUUCAUGUUGAGAACAUCUUUUUUAAAGGCCAAGCACAUCAAACCCGAUCAGAGAAGUUUCCGCAGCAAAUCCAAAGAACGAAAACGUGCCCGAAAAAAGAGUCCCUCCCUGCAAAAACAAAUUCUUAGUCGCACCCCAAGCCCCCAGUUCAGAUGCGGAAUAAGGAGCCCUGCCUUGGAAGCCAAGAGAAGGUCAAGCCCGGCCAGCCACAGAAGGCGCAGAAGUCAGUCAAGAAACCACACACACAGCCGUAGGAAGAGCCAUUCCAGGGACCGGCAAGCGCGCGGCCAUAGAUCACCUCCGAGGCGAGGAUUCAGAUCCAGAUCUCGAAGUCCGAAUCGUACGAGUCAUUUUCGUUCCAUACGAAAUUGGCAUCCAAACAGACGAUCCAGGGAUACCUCUCCCAGUAUUAGGCACCUACACAGUCCCUUCCGUGGUCGACCUAGAUCUCCCGUGUUUAAAUCAAGGAGUGCCCGUAGAUACUCUCCAGUACGCCGACCUCGACAUCAUUCAAGGAGUACAUCUAGGCCAGCCAAAAGCUUGGUACGACAGCGACUGGAAAACAAAGUUACAUUGCGGGAUCGUUCAAGGAGUAGAUCUCGUCCGGCAAGAAAACCCAUUCAAGAGCGUUCAAGGAGCAGAUUAAAAUCAGCAAAGGUCACGCAGCGCAUGUUUUCAAGAAGCGCGUCGCAAUCGCCUUCCAAAAGCAAAAACAGGUCACUGGAAAAAGUGUCGCGCCAGCAUUCCUGCAGCAGAACCAACGACCCAAAGAUUCCCAUUCAAGGAAAGGAACGUUCAAGGAGUAGAUCUCAGCCUCUACAGAAACCAUCCGUCAAGCCACUUGUAGAAAGGUCCAGGUCGGCCGACCAAGGUGCUAAUGUUGAGGCUAAGCUGCCAGUGGAGCGCACAAUAUCUCCUAUCUCUCCGCGGCCCAUCUCCCCGAUGGUCACGCUCCACGACAAUCGAAUCAAGCGCCCCAAUGAUCUGCGCCAAUACUUGCUGCCCACUCCAGCAGCACCACAAAUUGUCUAUACGCAGACGCACUACACCCAGCUAGAGUACAGUGCGCACCAAUUUCCAGGUCACUUGCCCGGGCCUAUUGAUCAUCCUCCACCGGCGCUCUAUACUUUCGGUCGUCCUCCGCCGAUGCUCGGUCCUUUUGACUUGCGCCGUCGUUUGGCCACGACGCGCUCUCUUUAUUACCUGGCACCUAACGAUCUGCGCCACCGGAUCCAGGACAUGUAUGCGUCCCCACCCGACUUCAACGUCUACGCCGAGUGGCCCACGGAAUACCCCGAGCAAUACCCUGCUAGAGGUUACUUCUAAGAAACCACUUGUAAUCAUUUUAUGUUAUGACCAAGAAAAAAGCCUUUAUUUGUAUUACAAAAAAAAAGGAGUCAUAUUCUUUAUUCUAAA